UCUAACCUAGUUUAAAACUGUCAAGUACAUUUGAAUUAUUUACAAUAAUUCAUAAUUAAAAUGAAAAAAUUCAAAUAAUUUAACUCAAUAAAAUUAUAUUUUAUGAAAAUUCAUUGAGUGAAAAUCAUUAGUUCAAUUUUCAUCAAGUUUUUAGAGAAUCCAGUUCAUUAUCUCUUCUUUCAAUUAAUUGUUCCCUGAAUUAAUAAAUUGACGCGGUCUCGUCUUGUUCAAAUGAUAUUUUGAUUUGAUAAAAAAAUCAAAUAUUCGUGACCCAAAAAUGUCAUACAAUAAUUCGUUAUCAAAAAUUUUAAAUUUUCUGUCCAUCGCAGUCAAAGACAUUGAAAUUCCUGAAAAUAGUGUCAUUACGUGUUCUAUUUCUGAAGGUUUAUUAGGAAGUCAACCGGAAGUUACGCAGUCUGCGGAGAACAUCUGUGGAAAUGAGAAUUCAAAAUUUAGUGACGAAAUGUCUUACAAAGUUGAAAGUGUAGAAUACAUUUGUCAGGAUUGCGAGCGAUCGUUCAGUUCCGCCAAACUACAUCGAGAGCACGUGCAGGAUUUUCAUAAUAAUAAAGCAGAAAAUUUUGAAAAAGUCAUCAAGACUCGCAAUGACGAGCUUCUGUUGUUCCAACCGGAAUUAAAAACUGAUACAGUUGAAGCUCAACAUGAAAAUGGUGAUCGCAAUUUAUUUUUACCGGAAACGAGUAAAUUAGAGGAUACUAAUGCCAGCGAAAAUCAUUGCGAGGAUGAUAAACGUCUUUGGAACCAGCCUGGGAAUGAUAAAGUACAAGGUGCUGAUACCAGGGGAAAAAAGUUGUAUGAAUGUAACGAUUGUCAAAAUAAAUACUGGAAGCGAAAAUCUUUAGUGACUCAUAUACACAGGAGUCAUAGAUUCAGUGAACCGGAAAAUAGCAAAUCAACGAUUUCUUCUUUAAGUGAAAAAAAAUAUGAGUGCGAUAUCUGUCACUUGAAAUUUUUAAAGCAACAUUCUUUGUUGAGACACACUCGCAAUGAACAUUCUCAAAGUUUACCGGAAGUAAAUCCACCUGAAAAUAUUAAAUUGGAGCUGAUGAGUACGACCGAAGGUCCCCAUGAAUGUGACAUUUGUUUUUCUAGAUUUUGUUCUUCAUAUAGUGUCAGAAGACACAAGUUUAAAAUACACUCGAUCAUUCUGGAUGAUAAUGAUAAAUCAAAGUUUUGUACUACGAGCGAAAAAAAAUUCAAAUGUAAAAUUUGUCGUUCGCAAUUUACUACGAUCUGGAAUCUCAAGAGACACAAGUUGACAGUACACCUGAUCAGCGAGGACAAAAAUAAUGAAUCAAAGUUUGCUUCCAUGAGCGGGAAAAAAUAUGAAUGUUAUAUAUGUCAAGCUCAAUACUCUCAUCAUAGGACUUUGCUGCAUCACAUGAGAAAAAAACAUUCUAUUAGUCAACCUAAAAGUACCGAAUUAAAAUUUUCUACUGUUAACGAUUAACAUUAAUUUGACUAUGAUUUUUGCCAGGCUGGAUACUCUCAUCGUUGGUUUAUGUUAAAACAUAAAAGGGUAAAUAAUCAAUUAAAUCCACGUGAAAAUUAUAAAUAAGAAUUUACGACUAUUGAUAUUUAAUAAUUUAAAGUUUUAUCAAACUGGAUAGUAAAUACCCUGGCGGUUUUGAAUCACCCUGGAAACACCCUGGGAGUGGAAACACGGUGGAAUCACGGUGGAUCCAGGGUGGUUACACGGUGGGUUUGUGCCAUUUUACCACGGUGGUUACAGAGUAUACCCACCCUGAUUCCACGGUGUAUCCACGGUGAUUACGCGGUGUACGUGGAAUCAGAGUGGAUACACCGUGUAACCACCGUGGAAUCACGGUGAUAAAAUGAAAAAAAAAAACCCACCGUCCCGAUGAAAAAAGAUUUUAUACAAUUAUGUAUAGAAUAUAUAUAAUCAUAUAUAGACUAUAUAUAAUUAUAUAUAGACUUUAUAUAAUUAUACAUAGGUUUUAUAUAAUUAUAUAUAGACUAUAUAUAGUUGGAUAGAAAAAAUGGC
Messenger RNA from Microplitis mediator, 2026 nucleotides. Its product is annotated as myoneurin-like. The transcript has 3 exons. NCBI's taxonomy places the organism in Eukaryota, Metazoa, Arthropoda, Insecta, Hymenoptera, Braconidae. Gene Ontology annotation, biological process: regulation of transcription by RNA polymerase II. Gene Ontology annotation, cellular component: nucleus. The record is from RefSeq and is a predicted model, not a curated record. The coding region runs from base 278 to 1471 and encodes 397 amino acids. Gene Ontology annotation, molecular function: DNA-binding transcription factor activity, RNA polymerase II-specific; RNA polymerase II transcription regulatory region sequence-specific DNA binding.